UUCCGUAGAGGAACAGAUUAGUAUUAAUUAAUUUCUAUAUAUAUAUUUGAAUAGGUAUUUUUUGUACGUACAAAGCAACACAAUUAAGAAAGAAUACAUUUUUCGUGUUAUGUGGCGGCAUCUUUUGAGAUGACAACUAACAAGAUCCCAAAGCCCUGUCACGCCACCUAGUGAAGUAAAACACAACUUCGCCUGCGAUUUACGCUAGUGCACGCCGUCGUUGCACUCCGUUUAAAUCAAUCAUAAUUUCGAGUUCCUCGCUGCAGAGUUAAGUGCAAACCAGACAAGAAAGUGACUUUCUACCCAGUGCGUCUAUGGAGUGUAUGUAGCUGUCGAAAGAGCACAGGAUUAUCCAAAUUAGCCAAAAUCAUCACGUGGCCAUCAUCAACAGGAGCUGCUGGAUCACGUAAGUUGUAAAUGCUCAAAUCCGCCGCUACAUAUAUUAUUUUGAUCCGUUCGAUCCGGAUCUUUCUUUCUCUGGUUGUGUUGCUCUUGUAAUUUGCGGUAUUACGUACCCAAUUUUUCAUUUAGACACGUGUAUAGUUCAAAUUAGUAUUGCCAUUUCCGCCAUCUUUGCUUCGCAAAAUGGCCCCAAACCCUACAGACGGCAAUGCUGAAGCCGACAUAUCGUGUAUUACACAAGACAUAUUCGAGCGAGAUUUAAUUCUCGACGAAUUAAAGAGAACAUUACAGUUCGCAGCGACAAAUACAGAUCAAUUUCGUUCAAGAACUACAGAUUUAACAGUGCAUCAGCGAAAGUUUACAAAGAUUCAAACUAAAAUCGAAAAAGCGUUAAUCAAAUCGAAAAACUUCAAUAAAGAAGCCAAUAUUAAGAUUCGUAACGAUUUUAAUGACUUGUAUUACGCGAUAGUUACACAUUUACAUAACCUAAAGGAGGUAGACGUGGAAAAACGUCGCGCGAGCCGCGCUUUUACCCCCAACGACACUUUGAUAAGUGAUCGUCGAAAUUUACCUAAACUAUCACUUCCAGAAUAUCACGGCGAACCGACUGGCUGGCCUGCCUUUUUCGAUUUAUUUCAAUCGCUAGUACAUAAUAACAAUGCCUACUCGGAUGCGGAAAAGUUUAGGUACUUGCUCCUUUCAGUCAAAAACGAACCACAUAAUUUAAUUAAAUCAAUUCCCAUAACGGAAAGUAAUUAUUCAAUUGCGCUCGAUAUUCUAAAAUCCCGUUAUGACAAUAAACGUAUUAUUGCAACACAGCAUCUGGACAGGCUGUUUAACCUUGAAUCGUGUUCCGAACGGUCAGCUGCUACCAUGCGGAAUUUACUUAAUGUUUAUCAUGAAAACAUUAAGGCGCUUGAAGUCAUGGAGUUUCCGGUUAAAGAAUGGGAUUUCGUUCUGUUAAAUUUAUUAUUACGUAAAAUUCCCGUAAAUACGCGAAAAGAAUAUGAACGUUGCUUAACCAACCCGGGCGAAAUACCUAAAGUACAAAGCUUAAUUAUGUUUUUAGAACGCGAACUUUCGGCGGAACAGAUGAUUUCAGUUUCAAAUCCACAGUCCACUAAAAACUGUUCAUCAUUGGGCAUCAAAAGCAAGAUAAACAUAAAUUCUGCUCAAUCGCACAAACGAGUUUUGUUGGCAAGUGCGGCGCCAACCCAAAGUCGACCUUAUGACGAGGCGAAUAAGGUUCGAUCUUGCUUGAAGUGUAAAGGACUUCACUCAAUUAAUAAAUGUGUUGAAUUUUUAGACUUAUCAGCGAAAGAGAGAUUUGCAUUUGUUCAAACAAAUAACAUGUGUUACAAUUGUUUAUGCCCCGGGCACGACUUAAGGAAUUGUAAAUCGAGUUUUAAGUGCCGUAAAUGCAAUAAAAGGCACCAUACGUUAAUUCAUUUAGAAUCAUACAUUCCGCGAUCGGUUAUAAGCGAAGCUGCGGAAUCUGCUGCUGUCUCGCUCGCUCUUACAGAACAGCCCGGCACUAGCACUAGUACUACUCAUAACCCGUCUGCAGUUCACGGCGUGAACGAACAAAGUGUAGGUAGUUUAGGAAAACGACCUAACACGGUUUUACUCUCAACAGCGUUGGUUGACCUUCAUUACGAAGGGAAUAAAAUUGCUACAAUUCGCUGUAUGUUAGACGGGGGUUCUCAGGCGACUCUUAUAACGGAAGCGUGUAUGCAACGCCUUCAUUUACCGCGACAACACGUGAGGGAGCCGUUAGUAGGUGUAGGCGACAUACAGCUCGAAACUAGAGGUACAUUCGUGUGCUCAAUUUCGCCUAAGGGCAAACAAAGUCCAAGUAUUCCGUUAGAGGCUACUAUUUUAGCGAAGUUAACCCGUCCAAUGCCUAGUGUACUACUAGCACCUCUCGCUGAAUGGCCUCAUUUGCAGGGACUCGCUCUGGCCGACCCUGAAUUUCAUAAACCUCAGCCCGUUGAUAUGAUACUCGGCGAGGACAUCCUUAUGGAUAUUAUUCGCGAUGGCAUUGUCAGGGGCAAACCUGGCACGCCCACCGCAAUUAACAGUGUAUUUGGUUAUUUGCUAGGAGGUAAAGUAAAUUUUACUCCUAAUGUUUCGACUCCACGCCAUACUUGUUUUACGUCGUUCGACAACGACAAUCUGCAGAAGUUUUGGGAGCUGGAGUCAGUACCAGAGAUGCGGAGUUACACUCCCGAAGAAAAGCUAUGCGAAUCCUUUUUUCAAAAGACGCAUACGCGCGAUGAAACAGGGCGAUACGUGGUCGCUCUGCCAUUCAAGCCCGAUGCACCGCCGCUCGGUGAGUCUCGGCAAAUUGCCCUAGCACGAUUUCAUAAAUUAGAAUAUCGUCUAGAACGUAACCCCCAGUUGAAGGCGGAUUAUCAUGCUUGCCUCCAGGAGUACGUGGAUCUCAACCACAUGGAGCUCGCGGACGAUGAACCCCCUGCUGGUGCGAGUUACUACCUACCCCACCAUUGUGUGUCAAAAAUUUCCGAAACCACACGCACACGCGUAGUGUACGACGCUGGUUGUCGCACAACGAGUGGUCACUCGUUGAAUGACGCCUUGUUAACGGGUCCUAAGUUACAUUUAGACAUUGUUGACGUUCUUCUAAAAUUCCGAGUGCAUAACAUUGCAUUUUGUUCCGACAUCAAACAGAUGUAUCGCAAUAUUCUGGUGCGUGAAAUUGAUAGGGACUUUCAGCGCAUCCUUUGGCGCCAAUCGCCCGAGGAGCCUUUACGCGAUUAUAGACUUCGUACCGUUACAUUCGGUGUAAGCAGUUCCCCUUAUCUCGCCUUACGCACGAUCAAACAGUUGGCGUACGACGAGGCUAAGCAUUUCCCGCUCGCCUCACCAGUCCUACUAAAUGACGUUUUCGUCGACGACGUGGUAACCGGUGCUGAUACCACAGUUGAGGCCCUCGCUCUGCAGCAGGAGCUGAUAGGUAUUUGUGCCACGGCCGGGUUCGAAUUACGUAAAUGGCAAAGUAACUCGCCAGCGAUUCUCGCUACUAUGCGACCGCCAGAUUUUCACGGUGAGCGGCGCGAAAAUGUUCAUUUUGCCGAAAUGGAAAAUGACAAAGGGGUCAAAGUCCUUGGACUUCAAUGGAAUCCGGGACCCGACUCAUUUAGCUUCAAGGUACAAAGUACUUCUAAAGCCUGUACAAAGCGGGCAAUUCUCUCGGAAAUUGCAAAAAUUUACGACCCACUCGGGUUAUUAUCUCCGGUGACAUUGUUUGCCAAACAUUUAAUUCAAUUGCUAUGGUUAGCAAAAGUUCCUUGGGACUCGGAACCACCUAUCGAUAUAAUUAACUCAUGGACGAGUUUUGUUAACGAGCUACCACUCUUAUCGCAAAUUUCAUUUCCUCGUCAUAUUUUUAAUACUGACGACUUCGAUUCAAUCGAAAUUCACGGAUUUGCAGAUGCAAGUCAAAUUGCGUAUGCCGCAUGUGUUUAUAUACGUCUUACGGACAAUACCGGUAAGGUUCAAACUUAUUUAGUCAUAGCUCGAACCCGCGUAGCUCCACUUCGGCUUUGCCUCACUAUCCCGAAGAUGGAAUUAAUGGGAUGUGUGAUUCUGUCAAAAUUGAUAGAACGAGUAAUGCAUAUUUACGGUGAUCGUAUUCGCCCCAAUCAAGUAUACGCGUGGUCAGAUAGUUCCGUCGCGCUCGCGUGGCUUAAGUCACCCCCACACGAAUGGAAAACGUUUGUUUCUAAUCGCACCAGUGAGAUCUUGUCCCGUGUCCCGGCGAGCUGUUGGCGUCACGUCCCGUCAGCCGACAACAGCGCUGAUCCGGCGUCCCGCGGUUUGCUGCCCGCCGCACUCGUGCAAAGUGACUUAUGGCUCCAUGGUCCUAUAUGGCUUCAACAAGGCCACGACUCCUGGCCUAUACAAAAACCGGUAGUCAAUACAACGGAGGAAAAACGUAAUAAAACUAAAUCAUCCAAUGUUAAUUGUGCAUGUGUUUCCACAUUGCCUACCUCCCUGGACGAUGACACCCUUAUUACGCGAUUUUCAUCGCUAGGUAAAUUAGUUCGCGUCACGGCAUUAAUAUUUCGUUUCUAUAAUAGAUGUAGAAAACAUAAACAAACGUUCCCUGAAUACAUCACCGUACCAGAGUACCAGUUUGCAUUAAAGCGACUUAUAUUGAUUACGCAACAAAAAAUGUUCGAAGACGAUAUUAAAAAUAUUUCGUCAAAUAAAUCCCCUUCCUUACGUUUGCGGCGUCUCGCGCCUAUUCUAGAUAGUGAGGGAUUAUUACGAGUCGGCGGACGUAUUCACAAAUCAUUUUUACCUUAUGAGUCCAAACAUCAAUUGAUUUUACCUAAACGACAUCAUCUUACAAAUCUUAUUAUUGACGAUGCUCAUAAAAAUGAAUUGCAUGCCGGUCCGCAGUGCGUCCAAACCUCGCUUUUACAGCGAUAUUGGAUUAUUUCAGGUCGCGAUAUUGUGCGUCUACGCGUACAUCGUUGUAUCCCAUGUUUCAGGGCUCGGCCGAGUCACGGCCAACCUCGCAUGGGUAUGCUUCCCGCGGUUCGCUUACGCCCCGCACGCGUAUUUAGUAAAACUGCAUGUGAUUUUUGCGGACCAUUCUACGUUCGCGCUAAUAAAGUUCGUAAUGCAAAAAUAAUAAAAUGUUAUGUUGCCGUUUUCGUAUGUAUGAGCGUUAAGGCUGUACAUCUCGAGUUAGUUUCAGAACUUUCCACAGAAGGUUUUUUAGCCGCGUUGCGUCGUUUCACGUCCCGCCGAGGAUAUUGUACAGAUAUAUAUACCGAUUGCGGACGUAACUUUGUUGGUUGUAAUAAUUACCUUAAAGAAUUAUAUGCAAUCUUGCGUAACGAUUCCGUCAUGAGCGCUCUCAAUCAACAAACCUUAAAACAAGGAUUAACUUGGCAUUUUCAGCCACCGUAUGCUAGCCAUUUCGGUGGGCUAUUCGAAGCGGCUGUUAAGAGUUUUAAAACCCAUUUACAUCGCGUAAUAGGUACACAGACGCAAACAUAUGAUUCUAUGCAUACGCUGACCUGUCAAAUUGAAGCGGUACUUAACAGUCGUCCGCUCUGCGUGCUAAGUUCAGACUCUUCUGACCCCUUGCCCCUUACGCCAGCUCACUUUUUAAUCGGAGAGCCCUUAACGGCCCUACCGGACGUUUCUUUGAUCGGUGAAAACCCUAGUCGUCUUACGCGUUGGCGUUGGGUACAGCAGGCUUUACAGCAUUUCUGGCGUCGAUGGAGUCGUGAGUAUCUCCAUCAACUGCAACAGAGUACAAAGUGGCUUCAAGAUCGCGGUCCCGCCAUCCGUGAAGGCACUGUUGUUGUGGUAUGCGAAGACCACUUGCCACCGUUACAGUGGAGACUCGCGCGCGUUCAUGCUGUCCAUCCGGGCACUGAUCAAGUUAUUCGUGUCGUAACUUUAAAGAGUGGGAAUACAUUGUUCAAGCGACCCGUAGUUAAGGUCUGUCCCUUACCUUUAGAAUAAUUCCUACAAUCGUUACGAUUCUUAAUGUUAGCAUUUAAGUUAGGCAUAAGUUUCAUAUCUUGUUAAACUUUCGCACGUUCCUUUAAAAGUCACUACGUGCUUUUAAGGUGAGCGGCAUGUUCCGUAGAGGAACAGAUUAGUAUUAAUUAAUUUCUAUAUAUAUAUUUGAAUAGGUAUUUUUUGUACGUACAAAGCAACACAAUUAAGAAAGAAUACAUUUUUCGUGUUAUGUGGCGGCAUCUUUUGAGAUGACAACUAACAAGAUCCCAAAGCCCUGUCACGCCACCUAGUGAAGUAAAACACAACUUCGCCUGCGAUUUACGCUAGUGCACGCCGUCGUUGCACUCCGUUUAAAUCAAUCAUAAUUUCGAGUUCCUCGCUGCAGAGUUAAGUGCAAACCAGACAAGAAAGUGACUUUCUACCCAGUGCGUCUAUGGAGUGUAUGUAGCUGUCGAAAGAGCACAGGAUUAUCCAAAUUAGCCAAAAUCAUCACGUGGCCAUCAUCAACAGGAGCUGCUGGAUCACGUAAGUUG
Messenger RNA from Cydia pomonella (codling moth), 6443 nucleotides. RefSeq lists its product as uncharacterized. The record is from RefSeq and is a predicted model, not a curated record. The transcript has a single exon. Gene Ontology annotation, biological process: DNA integration. Gene Ontology annotation, molecular function: nucleic acid binding. The coding region runs from base 586 to 5910 and encodes 1774 amino acids. Lineage: Eukaryota; Metazoa; Arthropoda; Insecta; Lepidoptera; Tortricidae.